AUGCUCGGUCCAGGCACGGGACCUCAUACCGGGAUCCACACACCUCGCUCCUCUCAGAAUCUCCGCCCUCUCACACUCUCGCACGGCUCUCUCGAAUACUCCUUCCUCAUUCCCACAAACCUCCAUUACCAUGCCUCACAGCUGAAGGACACCUUCAAGCUUUCCCUGCCGGAACCGACGGACGAGCUUGCCCAGGAUGACGAGCCUUCCUCUGUGGCAGAACUGGUCGCUCGCUACAUCGGCUUUACAGCUCGGGAAAUCGACGAAGAUGACGAUGGGCAAGGCAACUUUAUCGAGGUUCUGAAGAUCGUUUUGAACGAAUUUGAAAGGUCAUUCAUGCGGGCCAAUGAUGUACAUGCACUGGCUGCCUCGCUCCCAGGCAUUAAAUCCAAGAAGCUCUUGGUGGUGCAAUCAUAUUACGCUGGUAGGGCAGCAGUUUUGCGCCCUAUCAAGGCGCACGAUUCCGCUCUUCUGCGUGCAGCGGACGACGAGCAGGCCAAGAUUUACACCGUCUUUGGAGGUCAAGGUAAUAUCGAAGAAUAUUUUGAUGAACUCCGAGAGGUUUACAGCACAUACCCUUCUUUCACGCAUGACCUCAUCUACUCCUCAGCACAGAUGUUGCAAGCACUAGCCAGAGAUCCCAAAGCUGAGAAGCUGUACUCUAAGGGCCUGGACAUCAUGAGCUGGCUGCAUGACAGAGACACUCAACCCGAUACUGAGUAUCUGGUCUCUGCACCUGUCAGUCUACCAUUGAUCGGACUGGUCCAACUCGCCCACUACCAAGUCUCUUGCAAGGCGUUAGGGCGCACGCCAGGAGAAGUUUUGGAGCGCUUCGGCGGAACGACUGGUCACUCACAAGGCAUUGUGACUGCAGCUGCCAUUGCUACAGCUGAUUCAUGGGAGUCCUUCGCAAAGGCUGCUAAGAGUGCAAUCACGCUACUUUUCUGGAUUGGCAUGCGUAGCCAGCAAGCCUAUCCCAGAACCAGCUUGACCCCAGCGAUCCUCCAGGACUCGGUCGAGAAUGGUGAGGGUACCCCAACACCCAUGCUUUCGAUACGUGACCUUUCUCGCACCCAAGUGCAGGAACAUAUCGAUGCUACGAAUGAGCACCUGCCGACGGAGCGCCACAUCGCCAUCUCACUUGUAAACAGUGCACGAAACUUUGUCGUCACUGGACCACCCAUCUCUCUUCACGGUUUGAAUUUGCGACUCCGCAAAGUGAAAGCUCCAACAGGUCUUGACCAGAAUCGUAUUCCUUUCACACAACGAAAAGUCCGCUUCGUGAACCGCUUCCUUCCUAUUACUGCGCCAUUUCACAGCCCUCUUCUGGCUGGAGCAUACAAGCAAAUUCGAGAAGACGUCAAGGAUGUUAAAAUAUUCGGCAAGGAGUUGAGUAUUGCGGUCUAUAAUACAAAUACCGGCGAAGAUCUGCGUCAGCAGGGUAGCUGCGAUCUUGUUCCCUCGCUUAUCCACAUGAUCACCCAGGAUCCAGUGAAUUGGGAGAGCGCUACUGUCUUUCCAGGCGCAACACACAUUCUGGACUUCGGUCCAGGGGGUAUCUCUGGUCUUGGCGUUCUCACAAACCGUAACAAAGAUGGAACUGGCGUCCGUGUCAUUCUCGCUGGUGCUAUGGAUGGUAGCAAUUCCGAAGUCGGUUACAAGCCAGAGCUUUUCGAUCGCGAUGAAGAGCACGCAGUCAAGUAUGCUGUCAACUGGGUCAGGGAGCACGGCCCGAGGCUAGUGAAAACGUCAGUUGGUCAGACAUUUGUCGACACCAAGAUGUCACGACUUCUUGGGGUUCCGCCAUUGAUGGUCGCUGGUAUGACACCUUGCACUGUUCCAUGGGACUUUGUCGCUGCGACUAUGAAUGCAGGGUACCAGAUCGAGCUGGCUGGGGGCGGGUACUACAACGCGAAGACGAUGACCGAGGCGCUCAACAGGAUCGAAAAAGCCAUUCCACCAGGAAGAGGUAUUACUGUCAACCUAAUCUAUGUCAACCCUCGCGCGAUGGGCUGGCAGAUCCCUCUGCUUGCACAGUUACGUGCUGACGGCGUCCCUAUCGAAGGUCUUACCAUUGGUGCUGGUGUUCCCUCCAUCGAGGUUGCUCAGGAGUAUAUUGAUACGCUUGGUAUCAAGCACAUCGCCUUCAAGCCGGGCUCCAUGGACGCCAUUCAGCAAGUCGUCAAUAUUGCCAAGGCCAAUCCAACGUUCCCUGUGAUCCUUCAGUGGACUGGUGGACGUGGUGGUGGGCAUCACUCCUUCGAAGAUUUUCAUCAGCCCAUUCUUCAGAUGUACGGCAGAAUCAGGAAGCAAGACAACAUCAUCCUUGUCGCUGGCAGUGGUUUUGGUGGUGCCGAUGAUACAUACCCAUAUUUGACUGGUACUUGGGCCGGUCGAUUUGGUUAUCCGCCCAUGCCUUACGACGGAUGCUUAUUCGGCAGCCGAAUGAUGACUGCGAAAGAGGCACAUACCUCGACGAACGCCAAGAAGGCCAUCACUGAGGCUGAAGGCGCUGACGAUAGCGAAUGGGAGAAGAGCUAUAACGGCCCAGUGGGUGGUGUUAUCACUGUGCGGUCCGAAAUGGGUGAGCCCAUCCACAAGCUAGCCACUCGUGGUGUCAAGUUCUGGGCAGAGAUGGACCAAAAGAUCUUCAGCUUGGACAAGAAGAAGCGCGUUCCUGAGCUCAAAAAGAUGCGCGAAUACAUCAUCCAGAAGCUCAAUGACGACUUUCAAAAGGUCUGGUUUGGCCGAAACUCAGCUGGUGAAACCGUUGAUCUAGAGGACAUGACCUACAGCGAAGUCGUUCGACGAAUGGUCGAUCUUAUGUAUGUCAAACACGAGUCUCGCUGGAUUGACGAGUCCCUCAAACGCCUUACUGUUGAUUUCAUCCGUCGCGUCGAAGAACGGUUUACAUCUACUUCUGGCAAGCCUUCGCUUGUUCAGAGUUACUCAGACCUCAACACGCCAUAUCCCACAAUCCAAAAGGUGCUCGCAUCGUAUCCAGAGGCCGACGACCAACUCAUCUCCGCUCAAGACGUGCAGCAUUUCUUGCUCCUCUGCCAGCGCCGAGGGCAGAAGCCUGUACCGUUCGUCCCCAGUCUGGACGACAAUUUCGAAUACUGGUUUAAGAAAGAUUCGUUGUGGCAAUCAGAAGAUCUUGAGGCGGUAGUCGAUCAAGACGUUGGCAGAACCUGUAUUCUCCAGGGUCCGACUGCUGCCAAGUACUCCUCAAAGAUCAACGAGCCAAUCAAGGAGAUCUUGGAUGGUAUUCAUAAUGCUCACAUCAAGGGUUUGGUACAGGACGUUUACGGUGGCAAGGAAUCUGCUGUUCCUGUUGUCGAGUAUUUUGGUGGCAAGGUUCUGUCAGCGGAUGAUGAGGAAGUCGAAGUCGAUGGUCUUACCAUCAAUGAAGAUGGUAGUCGCCUCUUCUAUCGUCUCUCCAACGCGCCAGGGGCAACACUACCUACAGCAGAAGAGUGGAUGAAGCUCCUCGCCGGACGCGACUAUUCUUGGCGCCACGCUUUGUUCACAACAGACGUCUAUAUUCAAGGCCAGAGAUACCAGAAUAACCCUCUACAGCGCAUCCUGGCACCAGUGAAGGGAAUGUUUGUUGAGGUUUCGUACCCCAAGGACGCCUCCAGGACGGCCAUCACCGUCAAGGAACCGUCACAGUCUGGCAAAUUGGUCAAGACUUGUUACAUCUCGCUCACUGGCAAGAACAAAAUUCUGAUGAACCUCUAUGAGGAGCGGACUGCAGAAGGUGGAGCUGUGCCACUUCCAUUUCACUUCACGUAUCAUCCCGAGAUCGGCUACGCUCCCAUACACGAAGUCAUGGAUGGCCGCAACGACCGAAUCAAGGAAUUCUACUACCGAAUCUGGUUUGGCGAGAAGGUGGUUCCGUUUGAUACACCCACCACCAAUACCUUCGACGGCGGCAAGGCAGUGGUCACUGUUCAAGAUAUUGCUGACUUUGUUCAUGCGGUUGGAAACACUGGCGAGGCUUUUGUCGACAGGCCUGGAAAAGAAGUCUAUGCUCCCAUGGACUUCGCCAUAGUUGUUGGCUGGAAGGCCAUCACAAAGCCCAUCUUUCCUCGAGCCAUUGACGGCGACUUGCUGAAGCUUGUUCACUUGUCCAAUGGCUUCCGCAUGAUUCCUGGCGCGGAGCCUCUCAAAGCCGGUGAUGAGCUGUCGACCACUGCUCAGAUCAAUGCUGUCAUCAAUCAGGACUCUGGCAAGAUGGUUGAGGUUUGCGGUACCAUUACUCGCAAGGGACGACCUGUGAUGCAAGUCACCAGCCAAUUCUUGUACCGUGGUGCGUAUGAUGAUUACGAGAAUACAUUCCAGCGCAAGGAGGAGACCCCCAUGCAAGUCCAGCUCGCCUCAUCCAAGGAUGUGGCUGUCCUCCGUUCCAAGGAGUGGUUCCGUCUUGAUGAGCCUGAUGUGGAGCUGCUUGGUCAGACCUUGACUUUCCGACUGCAGAGCUUGAUUCGCUUCAAGAAUAAGACUGUUUUUAGAAGCGUUGAGACCGUCGGUCAGGUCCUGUUGGAAUUACCAACCAAGGAGAUCAUACAAGUUGCCUCCGUCGAGUAUGAUGCUGGUGUUUCGCAUGGUAACCCUGUCGUUGACUACUUGCAACGCCAUGGCCGAUCCAUUGAACAACCCGUCAAUUUUGAACAUCCUAUUCCUCUUAGCGGUAAGACACCCUUGUCUUUGAAAGCUCCGGCAUCCAAUGAGACCUAUGCUCGUGUGUCUGGUGAUUACAACCCUAUUCACGUAUCGCGCAUCUUCGCAAGCUAUGCCAACCUUCCGGGAACCAUCACCCACGGUAUGUACUCCAGUGCUGCAGUUCGCAGCUUGGUCGAGACUUGGGCUGCCGAGAACAACAUCGGUCGUGUUCGAAGCUUUCAUGCCUCGCUCGUGGGAAUGGUCCUUCCUAACGAUGAUAUCGAAGUCAAGCUUCAGCACGUCGGUAUGGUUGCUGGUCGCAAAAUCAUCAAGAUAGAAGCAAGCAAUAAAGAGACGGAAGAAAAGGUUCUGCUCGCCGAGGCUGAGGUCGAGCAACCGGUAUCCUCGUAUGUCUUCACGGGACAAGGUUCACAGGAGCAAGGAAUGGGUAUGGAUCUAUACGAGAGCAGCACCGUGGCUAAGGAAGUCUGGGAUCGAGCUGAUCGUCAUUUCAUGGACAACUAUGGACUGUCGAUCAUCAACAUUGUCAAGAACAACCCGAAGGAGCUCACCAUCCAUUUUGGUGGUGCCAAAGGUAAAGCCAUUCGCGAGAACUACAUGGCUAUGACCUUCGAGUCUAUCAAUGCUGACGGCUCUGUCAAAUCGGAGAAGAUCUUUAAAGAGAUCGCUGAGAACACAACUUCUUAUACCUACAAGUCGCCGACUGGACUUCUGUCUGCUACUCAGUUCACUCAGCCAGCUUUGACUCUGAUGGAGAAGGCGAGUUUCGAGGACAUGCGCUCGAAGGGCCUGGUACAGAGAGACAGCUCUUUCGCUGGUCACUCUCUCGGAGAAUACUCGGCUCUUGCUUCUAUUGCUGAAGUUAUGCCAAUUGAAAGCCUUGUUUCCGUGGUGUUUUACCGUGGCUUGACCAUGCAGGUCGCGGUGGAACGGGAUGAGCAGGGACGAUCAAACUACAGCAUGGCUGCUGUCAAUCCAUCUAGAAUUGGCAAGAGCUUCACCGAGCAGGCUUUACAGUAUGUCAUCGAGAACAUCUCAGAGGAAACCGGUUGGUUGCUGGAGAUUGUCAAUUACAACGUUGCAAACAUGCAAUAUGUCACUGCUGGAGAUCUUCGAGCCAUCGAUUGCAUGACCAACGUCCUAAAUGUCAUCAAGAUGCAAAAGAUCGACAUUCAAGCCCUGAUGCAGGAAAUGUCCCUAGAGGAUGUCAAAGCACACCUCGUCAAGAUCAUCCAGGAAUGCGCCAAGCAAACAACUGCAAAACCUCAACCGGUUGAGCUCCAGCGCGGAUUCGCUGUUAUUCCUCUCAAGGGCAUCGACGUUCCCUUUCACAGCACCUUCUUACGCUCCGGAGUCAAACCUUUUAGGUCGUUCUUGCUCAAGAAAAUCAACAAGAACAGCAUCGAUCCCAGCAAGCUGGUAGGCAAAUACAUUCCGAACGUCACGGCCAAGCCAUUUGAGUUGAGUAAGGAGUACUUUGAAGAGGUGUACAAGUUGACCAGUUCACCAAGAAUCGCCAAGAUAUUGGAGGACUGGGAUAAAUAUGAGGCCGGAGGGGCGGAGAGUACGCCGAGACCAUCCACUGCUGUGGUAUAA
Endocarpon pusillum Z07020 is the source of this 6282-nucleotide messenger RNA. Its product is annotated as Fatty acid synthase subunit beta. Gene Ontology annotation, molecular function: fatty acid synthase activity; enoyl-[acyl-carrier-protein] reductase (NADH) activity; [acyl-carrier-protein] S-acetyltransferase activity. Gene Ontology annotation, biological process: long-chain fatty acid biosynthetic process. Lineage: Eukaryota; Fungi; Ascomycota; Eurotiomycetes; Verrucariales; Verrucariaceae. The record is from RefSeq and is a predicted model, not a curated record. Bases 1 to 6282 code for a protein of 2093 amino acids. Gene Ontology annotation, cellular component: fatty acid synthase complex. The transcript has 2 exons.